This is a messenger RNA of Cetraspora pellucida, 1573 nucleotides long. NCBI's taxonomy places the organism in Eukaryota, Fungi, Glomeromycota, Glomeromycetes, Diversisporales, Gigasporaceae. The record is from the annotation of a GenBank genome assembly.
AUGGUUUUUGAUUUCACUCCUGUUUUGAGCUCAAGUACAAAUCGUCAUUGUAACUUUCUUGUUGAGCGGAAAAAGAAUCUAUUUUCUUUUUCCCCAACAGGCAGCAGUACGAGCGAGGAAGAGAUCGACUAUAGUGUCGAAAAUCCGACCCAGAAAACUGAUUUUGGAAAUAAAAUGAUCAAUUUCUUUCCUUCGCCAGUACCUGUCACUGCGAGUGUAUUUGAGCGUGGUAUAAUUUUCGCUAUCUCAUUAUACGCUAGCAUGAGACUCGUCAAAAUAAUGGCUGCAAAUGAAGUUGGACGCAUUGAAAGUCUAGAUUUAAUUUUGCUUGCAAUUUGGACUUGGUGUGUCUAUUCUUUUGAUUUACCAAAUGAUGUCGAUGAUGGUGCAUUUUAUGGUACUUUAUUGGUUCCUACCGUAGCUGCUGCCAAGUUAGUAGAUAUUCACCGUUCAACAAGUGUGCAUGAUGACAUAAACAUCGUUUUGGAUUUUUCUUUUUAUGAAUAUCAAUUAGAAUUUUUCGAAGCAAAUUUUGAACUUUGCAUUGUUAUGGGAUGUGGAAUUUUGAUUCAUAUGUUUAUGUCUAAACACGUUAAUUUACCUAAUAUGUCCGUCAUUUGGGCGAUGACCAUAGUUACUCUUUUAUCUAUAAUGUUGGUUAUAUCAAUGGCUUCUUUAGGGCUCUUACCUUUGUUCGAAACGGUUGUCGCUCAAGCAAUUACAUUGCUUGCUGUAGAAUUAUGGGUCAUUACUGUUAAAAAGUUUAAACUUAUAAAGAUUCCGUCAUUAAAUCACCAUUUUCCAGGCGAUAUUACCAUCUUCCAAAUUGCCUUAGUUUUAGGAAUGUUCCUGAUAGGAAUCAUUCUCUCGCCCUUACUAGUAUAUUCAAGGAAUUUAGCUCAACGUCCAGCAUGGAAAAACAAACGUAAACGUGUUUUUCAUAAUGGUCGGAAAUGGACUUCUUUUGCCAUAUUUAUUGCAAAUAUGUCAGGCAUUCUAACCUUGGGUCUAGGUGAUGCUAUGGCGUCUAUAGUUGGUAAACGUUAUGGUCGUAGACGUUGGCCUGGAACAUCAAAGACAGUUGAAGGAACCAUUGCGUUUAUUAUAUUCCAUUUAUUGGGCGCAUUUGCCGUGACCCGGUUAUGGUCAAGGAAUAAUUUAUUGCCAAGCAUAGAAGAGUGGUUAUAUUAUACGCUUGCUGUCUCAAUUACAGAACAUAUAUCAGGUCUUCGGGCAUACCAUAAUACUUUAUAUGAUAUCCAACUAUCUCGUAAAAUAUUUUAUGAUGGUUUACGUCCAGUCAUUCCAAAAAAUGUACCAAAAUUAGUUGCUAAAUUGAUUAUUAAAUGUUGGAAUAUUCAACCAGACAAAAGACCAACUUCUAAAGUUAUAUAUGACACUAUAAAUACAUGGUAUAAUGAGAUUCUAGACGAUAAACCAACCGAAAUCGUUGCACAAAUAAAGGAGGCAGAUAAAAUACUUGAAUCCAAAAUGUCAACAUCAUCUGAUUUCGAUACAUAUCCUGAAACUUGUGUCAGCAGGCAAUUUGAUGCUCUAAGUGCUAUGGAUAUAG